AUGGCCUCUCGCUCGACACCAAUCGUUUCCUCGAUCCUGCGCCAGCUCCGCUCGCAGCCCCAGCGCAUAAUCCGCGCUCGCCCCGCCGCAGUUUUCCAACCCUUGAUCGCCUCCCGCGCGGCGCAUUCGAUCCCCCGCCCGCCGACGCAAAAGUACGCGCAGCCCAACCGCGAGCAAGCACAGCCCGGAGAGGAGCCCAAGAGCGAGGGCGACCGACCAGAGAUCAAGCCGUCGUACUAUCAGCUGUCCUUCACCUGCGUGCCCUGCGGCCAUCGCUCCCACCACAACGUCUCCAAGCAGGGCUACCACUACGGCUCUACGCUUAUUACCUGCCCUGAAUGCCGAAACCGUCACGUCAUCAGCGAUCAUUUGAAUAUCUUUGGCGAUCGCAAGAUCACCGUCGAGGAUCUCAUGCGGGAAAAGGGACAGCUCGUCAAGAGAGGAAGCCUGGGUGAGGACGGCGAUAUUGAGUUCUGGCCAGAGGAAUCUCUUGCUCAAUCUGAAGAGGGGACUGGAAAGACCGAGACUUCAUAA
Messenger RNA from Fusarium keratoplasticum, 534 nucleotides. RefSeq names its product DNL-type domain-containing protein. NCBI's taxonomy places the organism in Eukaryota, Fungi, Ascomycota, Sordariomycetes, Hypocreales, Nectriaceae. Bases 1 to 534 code for a protein of 177 amino acids. Gene Ontology annotation, molecular function: protein-folding chaperone binding; zinc ion binding. The transcript has a single exon. Gene Ontology annotation, cellular component: mitochondrion. The record is from RefSeq and is a predicted model, not a curated record. Gene Ontology annotation, biological process: protein stabilization; protein import into mitochondrial matrix; protein folding.